Molecule: messenger RNA, 2062 nt
Organism: Astyanax mexicanus (Mexican tetra)
Lineage: Eukaryota; Metazoa; Chordata; Actinopteri; Characiformes; Acestrorhamphidae
Product: zinc finger protein 585A-like
Exons: 2
Coding region: 539-1474 (311 amino acids)
Source: RefSeq, a predicted model, not a curated record
AUUUACUUGUUAUCCGCUCUAUAACACAGUUACAGUGCUAUUGUACUGUAUAGUGCUCUAAACCGCAGCGUUCAGUUCAGUUUUACUGCGGAACCUCUGAAGAGGCAGUUCAGCCGGACUGUGGAGUAAAGGCGCUUCUCCGCGGACUGAGAGCUGCUGCUGCUGAGUUUCCUCGCGCCUGUCUGCAGCAGCUCGGCCGGACCUCGCGUGUGAGUUGAACACGGAGGGUGUUCUGAUCUUCCCGGCGCUCGUGCACUGCGUCGUCUCCCGCUGUGAGUGCUGGGUACUGCUGCGCUCUGACCGGGAGCACCGGGAACCGGGAGUCUGUUGUCAUGGCUACUGAGGACGCCAUCUCCGCGAGCUCUAUGUGAACCAAAUUAAAAUAUUCUCCUGAAAUUCAUCACCAACAACCAGGAUAUUUAACUAAGAGCAAUGUGAAACUGCUGAAAGAGGUGAAGCAAAAGCCGUCCAGAAGAAUCUCCAGAACACACAGAAACAGUUUGCUACAUUUAACAGACAAUUGAAGCCAAGUCCCAACAUGGAGAAACAUCAGCACUCUGUCAAGAGUUUUACUAAACAGAGUAAUCUCAAAAAACACCAGCGCAUUCACACAGGAGAGAAACUGUAUCACUGCUCAGACUGUGGGAAGAGUUUUAAUCAUCAGAGUAAUCUCAAAAAUCACCAGCGCAUUCACACAGGAGAGAAACCGUAUCACUGCUCAGACUGUGGGAAGAGUUUUAAUCAUCAGAGUAAUCUCAAACUGCACCAGCGCAUUCACACAGGAGAGAAACCGUAUCACUGCUCAGACUGUGGAAAGAAAUUUACUACACAGAGUCAUCUCAAAAUUCACCAGCACAUUCACACAGGAGAGAAACCAUAUUGCUGCUCAGACUGUGGAAAGAGUUUUAAUCAACAGAAUCAUCUCAAAAAUCACCAGCGCAUUCACACAGGAGAGAAACUGUAUCACUGCUCAGACUGUGGGAAGAGUUUUACUACACAGAGUAAUCUCAAAAAUCACCAGCGCAUUCACAAAGGAGAGAAACCGUAUUACUGCUCAGACUGUGGGAAGAGUUUUACUGAACAGAGUAGUUUCAAAAAACACCAGCGCAUUCACACAGGAGAGAAACCGAAUUACUGCUCAGACUGUGGGAAGAGUUUUACUCUACAGAGUACUCUCCAAAUACACCAGCGCAUUCACACAGGAGAGAAACCGUAUUACUGCUCAGACUGUGGGAAGAGUUUUACUCAACAGAGUACUCUCCAAAUACACCAGCGCAUUCACACAGGAGAGAAACCGUAUCACUGCUCAGACUGUUGGAAGAGUUUUACUCAACAGAGUAAUCUUCGAAAACACCAGCGCAUUCACACAGGAGAGAAACCGUUUUAUUGCUCAGAUUGUGGGAAGAGUUUUACUCAACAGAGUAAACUCAAAAAACACCAGCGCAUUCACACAGGAGAGAAAACUCCAUCUUAGUUCAGUUUGAAGGCAAUUAAAAGUGCAAAUCGUAAGUCUUUUCCACUACCACUAGGCCCAUCUGCAUGAAAGAAGAAGUGAAAACACCAGCUGAGGAACUCCAGAGUGUGUUCCCAAAAGUGAGACCCAGAGCCACAGAGAGAGACGACACUGUUCCGGGUACUGCCGUGUGGACUGGAGGAGCAUCCAGACCCGCAGAGAGGCCAACAAAAUCCUUUCCAGAGGUUAAAUAAAACGCUCCAGCCGUAGUUCCCAUACUGAAAUCAACCCCCUCCAGACUUGUGUAGCGCAGUAAGGUUGCAGGCUCAUUCAUUCCCUCUGAUGGUGUUCUCAUUUGUCUAUGGUUCGUUCUGAUUAAAAAUCUGUAACCAUAGAGGGAUAUAGAUGGAUAUUUGGUUGUUGUAUUACUCAAGUUUUAUGCUCUCUUAUCUUUUCCUUAUUUAAUAUUAUAUGUUGCUUAAGGUUUUUUGAUCUCCAAAAUUUACUAAGAAUAUCCAAAUCAUGUAGUUUCUUAAUUGUUUUUAUCCACUACAAACUAUUAUCUUUGUAUUGCUUCACCUCUAUAUUUACUCAUCUGUGUGUUUUAAU